This is a messenger RNA of Megachile rotundata (alfalfa leafcutting bee), 1956 nucleotides long. It is a transcript of the gene Naam, whose product is annotated as Nicotinamide amidase. The record is from RefSeq and is a predicted model, not a curated record. Lineage: Eukaryota; Metazoa; Arthropoda; Insecta; Hymenoptera; Megachilidae. Gene Ontology annotation, molecular function: calcium ion binding; RNA binding.
UAGCGCAUGCAUCACCUAACCUCAAAUAAGUGUAAAUAAAGAAGUCAUUUUUAUAUAAUGGAAGAAAAAUCCCUUAUUAAUAUACGUUUGGCAGUAAAUAGAAUUGAUUUGAAUUUGAUAAAGAAUGAAGAUACACAACCUCGUAUAUACACUCCCGGAGAAGAAAUUUCUAGUCAACCAGAUUUUCUAAGAGGCCACGGAACGUACGUAGACGAUGAAAACACAUUACGUGCAUCUGUAGCUGGCGUUUUAGAGAAAGUAAAUAAACUCAUUUCGAUUAAGCCAUUAAAAGCACGUUACCAAGGUGAAAUAGGAGAUGUAAUUGUUGGUCGCAUAACUGAAGUGCAACAAAAACGAUGGAAAGUUGAUACAAAUUCUAAACUUGACUCUGUAUUAUUACUUUCUAGUGUUAAUUUACCCGGAGGAGAAUUGAGAAGAAGAUCUGCAGAAGAUGAGCAAACUAUGAGAAGAUAUCUCCAAGAAGGAGAUUUGAUUUGUGCAGAAGUACAAAGUACCUUUAUAGAUGGUUCACUUUCGUUGCAUACACGAGUUUUGAAAUAUGGCAAACUAUCACAAGGUAUAAUGUUAAAAGUUUCACCAGCCCUCAUAAAACGAAAAAAAACUCAUUUUCAUAAUUUGGAAAAUGGAGCAAGUUUAAUAUUAGGGAACAAUGGUUAUGUGUGGAUUGGAGCAAGUAAACAAGAUACCGAUAGAUCAGAAGGUGGUUUCGCACAAGAUUUAUCACGAAUUCCACAAACAAUUCGUGAAGUUUGUGCAAGACUGCGUAAUUGCAUUUUGAUAUUGGCACAAUGUAAUAUGCAGCUCACAGAUACAUCAGUUACAUAUGCUUACGAGGAAUCUAUGAAAUACAAAGUAAGCAAAUUGUUGGAAUCUGAAAAACAAGAAAGUCAGCAAAGGAACAUGGAUGCCUGUUUCACUGCAUUUGAUAAGGAUGCAGAUGGAUAUUUAUCUCUUACAGAAUUUGAGCUUAUUUGUCGUGCAUUAUUUCGUAAUGAUCGUGGAAAAGUGUACAAUCUUGAAGAAAAUCAAUUGAAGGAAAUAUAUUCUAUAUUUGAUUUAAAUGGAGAUGGAAUGAUUGACAAAGAAGAAUUUGAGGUAUGCUGGAAUCGUUGGAUUAAAAUAUGCACUCGUCCAAAAAGUGCAUUUUUAAUUGUAGAUGUACAAAACGAUUUUAUAACUGGUUCCUUAAAUAUCAAACAGUGUGCUGCUCAACAUGAUGGUUCCGAAGUAAUUGAACCAAUUAAUCGUUUAUUAGAAACUGUACAAUUUGAUGCAGUGUUCUACUCCCUUGAUUGGCAUCCUGUGGAUCAUGUAUCUUUCAUUGAUAAUUUACAUCUUAGAGAAGUUGAUUCCAGUAGUGGAAUCUCGAAAGAGGCAGCACAAGUUUAUGAUACAGUUACAUUUAGAGGACCUCCCUUAUUAAAACAGCGUCUUUGGCCACGUCAUUGCAUUCAGGACUCUUGGGGUGCAGAACUACAUAAAGAUUUGAAAGUCGUUGAUAACGCAAUUAAAAUAUAUAAAGGAACAAAUCCAGAAGUUGAUUCAUAUUCAGUCUUUUGGGAUAAUAAGAAAAUGAUGGAAACUAGUUUAUACUCCCAAUUACAAGAGAAAGGAGCGACAGACAUAUAUAUUUGUGGAUUAGCAUACGAUGUUUGCGUUGGAGCUACCGCCGUUGAUGCGCUUACAAACGGUUAUCGAACUAUUCUUAUUGAUGAUUGCAGUCGAGGGGUAGAUUUGGUUGAUAUUGAAAAGACUAAAGCUACAGUCAUAGCUAGUAACGGCGUAAUUGUAAACUCUAGUCAAGUAAAAGCGAUGGUUGAAGGACGAGAUCGUCGUCCAGAGCUUGGAUAUAAAUUAGCUUUAGAAAUUAAACGAAAAUUAAAUUUUGUAGAAGACGAUGAUAAAUAGUUUUGUUAUAAAUUAACAACUAGCAUA